AUGGGCUCUCCCCACAGAACGCGUUAUGCGGUCGAGUCGGACCAACCGGCACCAACUCCACCGGUGAACUUGGGACCAGAAGUUACGCUGGAGAAGCACUUUUUGCCGCUGACCCGUCGCCGUUUGAAGCACGUAAUCACAACGGGACUAUGGACCACCGACCACAUCGAGACCACUUUGACGGUAGAUCAGGAAAAGGUUGGCGGCAAUGGUGCAAGGUUGUCUAAUUGUUCUGGCUCUAGGCUCAUAUGUAUCCGGAGAGAACCAUUGCUCGCUCUGGGAUACGGGGAACUGAGAAAUGUCGACGCGCAAUUGAUGUUUGAUACCUGGGAAUGGACAGCAAAUCUUGGGGCACCAGCUGCUCUGGUUGCUGGCGCAGUUCUAGCAACCAUGGUAGAAUCUCGCGAGGCCAUGUCUCCGAAGAAGUCGGAUACACAACUUAUGCGUGUCGCAAAGAAAUUGUGCCGAUUUCUACUAUUGUCUUCCUUUGGUCUGGAAGUUGUAAGCAUUUUUGUUACAACGGUGACUGGUACAAUGCUAUUGAGCCAUGGUGACACGCCGGGUACAUUAAAAAAUUUGGCGUACAACUCGCCGAUGGGGUUUCUAAAGAACAAUUGGGAGUUCGAAUAUUUGACUGCGCGCAUUGCAUUUCUCCAGGGGCUUUUCCACUGGCUGGCAAGCGUCGCUUUGGAACUAUACAUCCCCAAAGAAGCCGAAGGCGUGGCCGCGCGGCGAAUGAACAAGUUUACAUCAUCGGCGCUAGCAACAAUCCUUGUCGGCAUGCUCUCAUUCCUCAAUCGACACAUGACAUUCUACAAGAAUUAUGCGCAUAUGUUACGUUGCUACGUUGUGGUCAGCUUUAAAAUGUUUUUCUGGCCACCGCAUCCAUUGACGAUCCUCAUGGCGCCCAUGACCAUCAUUACCUUGGUUCUUGGCUUUCAAGCAUUCAUGACCUCGGGUGAUAUGGAAAAAGACUAG
Messenger RNA from Phaeodactylum tricornutum CCAP 1055/1, 978 nucleotides. RefSeq lists its product with no specific name. The coding region runs from base 1 to 978 and encodes 325 amino acids. Lineage: Eukaryota; Bacillariophyta; Bacillariophyceae; Surirellales; Neidiaceae. The transcript has 3 exons. The record is from RefSeq and is a predicted model, not a curated record.